AUGAAUUGUUAUGCUGAAUUUCAAAUGGAUUUCAGAUCUCAAGUUUUGAGUCAAAAACAUUAUUGCACAAAUAUGAAGCAAACGAAGUUUCGAUGCCAAGCCCUGAAUUUUGUCAUACAUAAAUUAAUUGGAAAAUGGGAAGAUAAUGUGAAAAAUCUUCCGAAGACAAAAUCAGACAAAGAGAAGUUUGAGAUGAUGGAAAAGAUUAGAACAGCAGCUGUUAUUCCGACCCUUCAAGCUAUAGCGAAUAUUAAGAGAUUUCCCAUGAAAGUGAACUACGUUGCUGUAACUCUAUUGAGAAAAAAGAUUUUCCUUCUUAGUCGUCAAGUAGUCUUAACUGUAAAAGGAGCCAUCAUUACUUACAAGCUUGUUCUUAUUCAAUUUAAAGCGAACGAUAUUAUUACUGACUAUAAUCCCUUUGUCACAGGUGGUUCCAACAAAAAAUAG
Molecule: messenger RNA, 447 nt
Organism: Clunio marinus
Lineage: Eukaryota; Metazoa; Arthropoda; Insecta; Diptera; Chironomidae
Source: the annotation of a GenBank genome assembly